AUGGCUUCGCCCCUCCCUCCGCGCUUUGCUGAGGAAUCAUCUUCAGAGACUAGGAUGCCAAAAGACGCCACGGGUUCCAAGGGUGGUAAGAAGCCCAAGAAAAUGAAGUCUAAGUCUAAGAAAGAUGAUGAGUGUAAACAUGAGAAAACCAAAGAAGAAGAAACAGAGGAUGGUUCCGACCCGGAUCACACCUUUGAAGGCCGUGAUGAUGAUGAUGAUGAUGAAAAUGAGCCCGAUGGUUCCGAGCAUGGAUCUAGGAAGAAACCUUCGACCAAAGGCAGCAGCCAAGAUUCUAGCAGUCGCAAGAAACCAGCUGCUGUGAUGAAGCGGCCUGCCAGCCAAAGGAAGGAAAGGAAGGCUUGUGAAGACGCAGCACAGGAAGUUGCUGAAGGACAAGAACGUCUCCCCUUUCAGCAUCUCAUCGAGGACAAGGACACAAUGCUUGACACUCCCAACUCCAACAAGCCGAUUCCAAAUGACGAAGAUUUGCUGUAUCCCGACAACCAGCUUGGACUCUACCCGAAUUCGGACGAGAAAUACCAGAAGGCCAUGGAGGAGAUUCAGAUGCAGAUCGACGACGUCGCUGAGGGAGAUCCCAAUUUGGGCAAUGGAUCUUCAGCCCCUAUGGUGCCAAUGCUUUGCACUCCUCCAUGUGCAAAGCGUGCUGUUGCCACACCUCAGCAGUCUGCGGCCACAUGUCAGUCUGCUGCGGAUCUUCAUCAAUCCGAACAACCCAGUCAGUCCCAGAAGCUUGAUGGCAAUGAUGGAGAGCUUGUCUCACUUGACAUGCUUCUUGCGACGAAGGAAGCAGUGACCCAAGCCCUUGAGCUGGUGACAAGCCACAUGGAAAGGACAGGGAUGUCCGUUGAUGACUGCGAUGUGGGACUAUGUGAGCAAGUUGCUGCCGCCGCAGCACCACCUUCGCCACCUCCCUUGCUGCAGCCUUCCAACCUGGCUUUCCCAAGCCCCUGUGAUGGUGAGGUGCCUCAGAUCAAGUCUCUGAGCGUGGCCGGCCCUGGUCAGGGCUUCGUGGCCAACAUCAAGAUUGCCGCUGAGUUUCAGCCACGGAUCGAGCCAGGAUCCAAUGCCGAGGUUGGUGAUGGAACUGCAACCCCUAGCUCUGGUCCUGAAGAGGAAAUUCAGGAUGAUGUUCGUGGUUUGAGUUACUCUCCUAGCAUCCCGGCUACCCAGCUUGAGGCAAGCCCGGGAAAGCAAGGAGAAGAUGAGGAGGUGAUUCAGGCUCCUUUCCCAGUGGAGUCAAGCCCAGAGGCAGAGCCAGCGCCUGAUACUUCCAACCCAUGUCCAGAACCCAAGCCGGAGAAGUCAAAAACUGCUCGCAAACGCCCGGUCGCCACAAAGGGCGACAAUAGCAAAACCAGUGCAAAGAGCAAAGCAAAAGCUAGCGCAAAGAGCAAGACGAGCAAAGCAACGCCCAAGGCCAAGAGCGUUGCCAAGGCCAAGAGCGUUGCCAAGGCCAAGAGCGUUGCCAAGGCCAAGAGCGCUGCCAAGGCCAAGAGCGCUGCCAAGGCCAAGAGCGCUGCCAAGCCCAAGAGCGCUGCCAAGGCCAAGAGCGCUGCCAAGGCCAAGAGCGCUGCGACCAAAACCAAGACCAAGGAUGGUGAGAGACCGGAAGAUGAAGAGACAAUUUUGAAGCGCAAGCUGCACUGUGUAUACUCGGCUGAGUCCAAACGCCUUGCGGCCUUGGGAGUUUCGCCUGCUGAGAGGAAGCUGCUUGCAAAUGAAACUCGCAGAAUGCAACUCGGCUCAAAGCGGCCAUCAAACUUGCAUUAUUUUUGGACGUGUGCCAUGUCGAGCUGGGAGUUAAAUUUUCCCCCAUAUCCACACUUACUAUCCCUUACUAUCCUUUUUCCUUCCAUCGAUUUUCACUACCCUUGA
This is a messenger RNA of Cladocopium goreaui, 1896 nucleotides long. Lineage: Eukaryota; Dinophyceae; Suessiales; Symbiodiniaceae. The record is from the annotation of a GenBank genome assembly.